This is a messenger RNA of Tetranychus urticae (two-spotted spider mite), 1106 nucleotides long. RefSeq lists its product as uncharacterized. The record is from RefSeq and is a predicted model, not a curated record. Gene Ontology annotation, biological process: regulation of DNA-templated transcription. Gene Ontology annotation, molecular function: DNA-binding transcription factor activity, RNA polymerase II-specific; DNA binding. Lineage: Eukaryota; Metazoa; Arthropoda; Arachnida; Trombidiformes; Tetranychidae.
CAAGUUUUUUAUGCUUUGUUAACCAACAUAUGAUUGACAAAAAUAAAGUUCAAUUGAUGUGCAUCAUGGAUCCAAUUAUGUCUAAAUUAGGUGAUAAUUGUUCAAACUCUUUGAUUGUGGCUCCAAACUCGUCUUUCUUCAUUAAGGAUAUUCUUUCUGAGAAAACAUUGGAAACAAGUCAGGAUAUCAAAGAAAUCAGGGAUUCAUAUUAUCAUCACCAUCAUUCUCCUUCAACUGGAAAUCCAUUGAAUUCUUAUUCAUCCAAUGGUUAUCAUUGCUCAUUCCAUCCAAUCAAUGGUAACAAUCAAACAAUUUUAUCAAACAAUUCAAAUGAUCCAUCAAGUUUAGCUGCUGCCGCUGCCGCUGCUGCUUUACUUCAUCCCUCUUUUGCAGCCUAUUCAGCAAGUCACCAUCAUGAUUUAAUACUGCAUCAUAUGCAGAGAGCUGCCUCGGAAGCAGCAACUCAUGUUGCCUCUCAUCGGCGGAGGAAAGCCAGAACGGUGUUUUCAGAUCAUCAGCUGCACGGUCUUGAGAAAAGAUUUGAAACUCAGAGGUAUCUUUCAACACCUGAACGAUUAGAUUUGGCAACAAGUUUGAAUCUUAGUGAAACACAAGUGAAAACAUGGUUUCAAAACAGAAGGAUGAAACAUAAAAAGAUGAUGAAAAAAGGAAACACUAAUAAUAACACCAAUAAUAGCCAGCAAACAUUGACAGCAUCUAAAGGCUCACCUCAUUAGUAGCUGUUGGAAAACAAUGAACCCUAGAAACACUUGGUACAUAUCAAUCCAGAUCCCUAUCACGGAUGGAGUGUCACAGUCCCAGUUAACUGUAAAUUAAAAAAACAAUUCAAACAAGGUAAAUAGAUAAUCAAACUAACUAAUACAACAAUUACAAACCAAAGAUGGGCUGCAAAAAAAAUCAACACUUGUAAAAAAUUAUGGUUACAUUAGCUUUAAAAAUGGCCAAUUUCAAUCCAUUUAUUGAUAGGUUUGAUGAAUCCUUUGCUGAUGGAUAACACAAAAUCAAACUUGUACUAAUAAUGUAUUAAAUUUCAAAUUAAUAGCCAUUUUUAUCCACAAUUAAAUAUUAAAUACAAUUACAAAAAA